UCUUUAAAUUAUUUUGCCACCUCGUGUCCCCUCCGUAUAUUCUGAUUCUGAACGAAACCACAAUUCCAUGACCCCUAUCUUGUGUAUUUAUUUCGUGCGACAUUAAUGUUUUAUUGAAUGCCUUCUGCAAAAAUAAAUAUUCCACAAUUUUAAAACAAGUCUGCAGAGCCAGUUGCACCCUUAAAAAUGUUUAAAUGUCAAAUACAUUUCCCUGUCAUUACGCCAUGAUGGUUUUGUAGAGUCGAAUUGUAAUUUUCCAAGUUCCCCGUUACUACAUCGGUAUAAUCUAAGUUUAAAAAAAAAACAUCGACCUCUCAGCCGAAUGUUGUGUCAAAUACGAAACAGGCUCUUCCUCAGGAUUACAAAAUCAGAAUCAAAGGAAGCUUCAGACUUUGUCCGUCUGCUCUCAGGUGUGGUCAAAGUCAGAUCUGACUCUUGGCGCGCUCCAGGGUCUCCAUGGUGACGGUGUUUCCUUUCAGUUGGACCUUCCCCUCUGCCCAGCUCCUUUUCUUCACUCGGCCGUUCACGCCUGGAAUCUCGUCCUCGGCGUUCGGCUGAUGGGGUCUCGGUCUCCAUGGUGACGGGCCGGGAUUUCCAGGCCGCAGAAUGUCGACAGUGUCUAAGGCGGUUUUCGGUGUUUCCGUGGUGCUGACAGUAGGGACGGUGGCCGGGGUCCAUUUUAAGCAGCAUCUGGACAGGGAGAGGUUGAGAGAAGGAGUUUUCAGAGACCUUGAACGACAGGCACGCAAAAAGGAGAAUCUUCGAAUUUUGGAGGAACAGAUUAGUCUGACAAAGAAAUUGGAAGCAGAUCGACGUCAGCAAAGUUCAUUGACACCGGGAAGCUCUUAACAGUCUGAAAAGCAAUUGCCU
Molecule: messenger RNA, 870 nt
Organism: Chiloscyllium plagiosum (whitespotted bambooshark)
Lineage: Eukaryota; Metazoa; Chordata; Chondrichthyes; Orectolobiformes; Hemiscylliidae
Gene: pet117
Product: PET117 cytochrome c oxidase chaperone
Biological process (GO): mitochondrial respiratory chain complex IV assembly
Cellular component (GO): mitochondrion
Source: RefSeq, a predicted model, not a curated record